Molecule: messenger RNA, 231 nt
Organism: Cooperia oncophora
Lineage: Eukaryota; Metazoa; Nematoda; Chromadorea; Rhabditida; Trichostrongylidae
Source: the annotation of a GenBank genome assembly
GCUCGAAUGUUUUCCUCCCACCGUGUCGUUGUUGCCGAGGAGUCGGCACGGGUACGCGGUCGUGUCGCUUGUGCGCAGCACUCUGAACCCUAUAUUCUUUACUGUACGGAAAACAAGAGUCUAGCUUGUAUCCAGUGCUUCAAUGAGCGUCCAGCAGAAGACAGACACUACUCGUUUCGAUCGAUGCUGGUUACAAGUCCUGUACCGAAAAAAUCGAGAAAUGGGCUAUGA